AUGAGCAUCAUCAACCCAACGUGGCGCAAGGACCUGGGUGUGACCAGCUACCCAGCAAGGCGGCUGCUGUGGGAUUUCAUGGAGGCGCAAGAACAUCAGUUGCGUUGUUUGCAAAUUGAGCUGGGCUGUUCCUUCGGUGAGAUCUCCGCCCAUGAUUCUGAGAAGCUGCUUCGGGUGAUCCUGUCCUCCCAGCAGCCAGACAGGGGCAAGAAGGCCCAGGCCUUCCUCACCACCCAGGGGCUGGAGCCAGAGAUGGUGGCGGAGCUCGUGGCUGAGGAAAUCACCCGAGAAGUGCUGGCGCCUUUGCAAGGAAAAGGGGAAAAGCAAGUCUUAAAUCCAGCAGAGGAGAGCGAGGCGUUCCUGCAGUUGGCCAAACUGUGCCAGGACCCCACCCUGGUUGGCGUGAAGCUAUUGGAUAAAAUUUCAUCUGUCCCUCACGGGGAGCUUGCCUGCACUACAGAGCUCCUGAUCCUCGCCCAUAAUUGCUUCAGCCUCACGUGUCAUCUGGAAGGGAUUAUUCGCGUUCUCCAAGCUGCCCGAACGCUCCCGGACGAACACUUAGCACCCAGCGGAGAAUACGGCCUUGUUCGACUUCUCACUGGCAUCGGCAGGUACCACGAGAUGACCUACAUCUUUGACUUGCUGCAUGAGAAGCACCACUUUGAGGUGCUAAUGAGAAAGACGUUGCACCCGAGUGGGACCCUCAAGACAGCGCUGCUGGACUACAUCAAGCGCUGCCGCCCAGGAGACAGAGAGAAGCACAACAUGAUCGCCCUCUGCUUCAGCAUGUGCCGGGAGAUUGGGGAGAACCACGAGGCGGCAGCCAAUGUCCAGCUGAAGCUCAUUGAAUCCCAGCCUUGGGGUAAAUGGAUGUCUGAGGUGUUCGAUCUCAGCUGCUUCCUCCUUGCUUCCCUGACUCCUUUCUCUUCAUCCUUCCUCUUUGAGGACUUCUGUGUGCGUCAGUCCUUGCGCUGCAAGAGGCUGACAAAGCUCAUUACGCUGCAGCUCCACUUCCUGAACACCAACCCCAAAACCAAGCUGAUCAACCUGAGCCAGAAGAGCCUGCUGGAAUGCGCCAUGUCCCUGCCCAGGUUCUACCCGGCGGAAGUCGUGGCUGAGGCCUAUGACUUCGUUCCGGACUGGGCUGAAGUCCUGUAUCAGCAAGUGAUUGUAAAGGAGGACUUCAGCUACCUGGAGGGGUGCAAGCAGCGUGGCCUGCUCAAGGCGAGCACCUUUGAGGAAAUUGCCCAGAAGUUCAAGCAGCGUGCAGGCAAUGAACCGGCUCUAAAAAACCUGAAGAAGCUGUUGACCUAUUGUGAUGAUAUCGAUGUGUAUUACAAGCUAGCUUAUGACAACCAGUUCUACGACGUAGUGAACAUGCUUCUGAAGGAUUUCCACAUUGGCAAGAACACACGUGAAAUAAUAAAAUGGUUCUUUGCUUUCUGACCUACAUUGAUAGUGGAGGAAUGUCUCAAAGGUGCAAAGGUGAUCUUAGGACUUUGCACUGCUUUUAGGUCUAACUUUUGUGUCAUUAAACUUUAUUACUAAAUUUAUUAUUCGGGUUAUGAACGGAACAGCGGAGUCUUAAAAGACAGAGGCUACAAUCCUGUUGUAGAACUCAGUUAAAUUUUACUGAUCGUAUUGCUUCGUGACUCCUCUGUCUCAAAGUUACAUUUCUCCCAAAUCAUUUUAAAUUCCUUUUACUGUAUGGUGGUUAAAACUACUGUUAAGCCAAGAGCAAGUAACACAUUGGCCAAAUGUCAACGCCAGAUUAAGGUUGUCUCUGGCCAGCGCAGUAUUGAAGUCCAGCGCGCAUGCAACAUUUACACAUGCGCACCCUUCAGCCCUUAUUUGCCAACCGUGAAAUUCCCCCAGCAAUUCAUCUCAGAUACAAGGGAAUUGAAAUAACACUUUUUCCAAGGAGAUACAACAGAAAGAAAUCAUGUAAUUUUGUUUUAUUU
Molecule: messenger RNA, 1961 nt
Organism: Elgaria multicarinata webbii
Lineage: Eukaryota; Metazoa; Chordata; Lepidosauria; Squamata; Anguidae
Product: spatacsin-like
Exons: 12
Coding region: 1-1446 (481 amino acids)
Biological process (GO): axo-dendritic transport; axon extension; chemical synaptic transmission
Cellular component (GO): axon; dendrite; synapse
Source: RefSeq, a predicted model, not a curated record